Molecule: messenger RNA, 1429 nt
Organism: Phaedon cochleariae (mustard beetle)
Lineage: Eukaryota; Metazoa; Arthropoda; Insecta; Coleoptera; Chrysomelidae
Source: the annotation of a GenBank genome assembly
GUCAAAAAUGGUGAUUCCACAAUUUUCGGAGAUGUUCACAAUUGUUUUUCUUUUCUGCUAAGAUUUUUCUAGGCUGGUGAAAACGGAAUAAGUGUCCAAAAAAGUCUGCGAAAAAGUAAAAGGUUUUCUUGUCAGAGACUUUGAAACUGCUGUACAAUGACCGUUAUCAAUAAGAUGGAGAUUGAUGGAGGGCCUAAAGGAGAGGGAUUCAGGUCUUACUACAUAACAAAAAUUGAAGAACUUCAACUAAUUGUUGCUGAAAAGAGCCAAAAUCUCAGACGUCUUCAAGCACAGAGAAAUGAACUCAAUGCAAAAGUUCGUAUGCUCAGAGAAGAACUUAUGCUGCUCCAAGAACAGGGUAGCUAUGUAGGAGAGGUAGUGAAACCAAUGGACAAGAAGAAAGUCCUUGUCAAAGUACAUCCUGAAGGAAAAUUUGUUGUUGAUGUUGACAAAAACAUUGAUAUUAAUGAUGUUACUCCCAACUGCAGAGUAGCUCUCAGAAAUGAGAGUUAUACCCUUCACAAAAUUUUACCAAACAAGGUUGAUCCUCUUGUGUCACUCAUGAUGGUUGAAAAAGUUCCAGACUCCACCUAUGAAAUGGUUGGUGGUCUAGACAAACAGAUUAAAGAAAUCAAAGAAGUGAUUGAGUUGCCAGUGAAGCAUCCUGAAUUGUUUGAUGCUCUUGGUAUUGCUCAACCUAAAGGAGUACUCCUCUAUGGACCUCCAGGUACAGGAAAGACUCUUCUAGCUAGAGCUGUAGCCCACCACACUGAAUGCACUUUCAUUCGUGUGUCUGGGUCUGAGCUUGUGCAGAAAUUCAUUGGUGAAGGAUCCCGUAUGGUCAGAGAACUGUUUGUGAUGGCUAGAGAACAUGCCCCUUCAAUAAUCUUCAUGGAUGAAAUUGAUUCAAUUGGUUCCUCCAGAAUUGAAUCAGGUUCAGGUGGAGAUUCAGAGGUGCAAAGAACCAUGUUGGAACUCCUGAACCAACUUGAUGGUUUUGAAGCAACCAAAAACAUCAAAGUGAUCAUGGCCACCAAUAGAAUUGACAUUCUUGACCCUGCUUUGCUGAGGCCCGGCCGAAUUGACCGGAAAAUUGAAUUUCCUCCACCAAAUGAAGAGGCAAGACUGGACAUCCUGAAGAUCCAUUCAAGAAAGAUGAAUCUUACCAGAGGCAUAAAUCUGAGAAAGAUUGCUGAGUUGAUGCCAGGUGCUAGUGGGGCUGAAGUCAAAGGUGUUUGUACUGAAGCUGGUAUGUAUGCCCUCAGAGAAAGAAGAGUACAUGUGACACAGGAAGACUUUGAAAUGGCAGUGGCUAAAGUUAUGCAGAAAGAUUCUGAAAAGAAUAUGUCCAUCAAGAAAUUAUGGAAGUAAUUAUUUUUUUGUAAUUUGCUCAUAGAUUUAUAAGAAAUAAAUAAUAAUAAUUAUUAUU